Molecule: messenger RNA, 9360 nt
Organism: Paramecium sonneborni
Lineage: Eukaryota; Ciliophora; Oligohymenophorea; Peniculida; Parameciidae
Source: the annotation of a GenBank genome assembly
AUGGAUAAAUAAUCAUCAUAAGAUAAAUAAUCAUCAUAACCCCUAUCUGAGGAUUCAAUUAUAAAUAAAAUAAAUUAAAUUAUUGAGGAAAUAGAAGAUAAUUUCUAUUUUUCUGAUGAAGAUAUCGAAAAAGAUCUAAAAGAAUAAUUAGAUAAGUUAAAUGAUGAGAAAAGAUAACAAUAAUUCUAAAGCUUACAUUAAAAGUUUUUUGGAAAGACUUUUUUAAAUCGACCUUAUUUUUCCAGAAUAUAAAGCAACCAAAACAACUCUUUGCCUGUAUCUAGGGAUGAAUAGUAAAAAUAGUAUUUAGAUAAUUUAAAUAAAAAAAAAUUUGAUUUGAUUCUUAAAGAAUUAAAAAAUGAUCAAUUCUGCCAAAUUAAUUAGAUACCUUCUCAAAUUAAAGAUUACCUUGAACAAUUAGAAUAAAUAAAUAAUGACAUUUGUUUUGUUUUUGAUUUAAUAGAAAUAGUAAAAUAGAACUAAUAUAAUGUUAUAGAAAUUUUAAAAUUACUUAUUCAUUUGUUCUUCAUUUAAUGUGACAAUCACAUAAAACAAUAGAUUCAUUAAUUUAUAGGUUCUCUAUUAGAAAAUUUAAUUUAUUAGUUUGAAAAUUAUUUAGUAAAAGUCCUGAGGUAACAUGAUUAAGAUCAAGAUUUUAAACAAUAAAUUUAAAAAAUUUAAUCUAAAGAGAUUUCUGUGUAACAAGGAAAAUGUCAUUUAUAGAAAAAACUUUAAAAUCAAUUUGUUUAUUUUUUAUUUGAAACAUUUACAACACCACUUGGAUUUCAUUAGGAUAAUUUAAUUGAUUUUAUGUAAAAUCUCAUCAAUGUGAAAAAUUUUAAUAAAAUUGACUUUAUUCAUUAUGUUUCUUUGACAGAAAAUUAUAAUGAAAAUUUAGUUUUUCUCUACUUUAAGUUGAUAUUUUAUUUUUGGAUUAAAUUUAUAGAAAAGUAUGGUUUAACAAAAGAUUUAAAAAAUAUUGAAGAUAGAUUAUGUAAAUCUGAUAAAAAGCAAUAAAUGUUGAUGAAAGGUAUUAAUCAUUUGAAAUCCUAACAGUCAAAUAUGAUUUAUAGAUAUCUCAUACACAAAAUAAUAUAUUAUAGUGAAUUCGAAGAUGGACAUUUUAUCCAAACUUAUAAAUAGUUCGAAGUCUAAGAAUAAGAGUUAGUGAAAAUAUAUGAAAAUUUCAAAUCUAAAGAUAAAUAAGAAAUAAUAAAAUCUUAAGAUUUUUAAAAAAUUGUAAAAAGGUUAAUAAUGCCUUAUUAAUAUUAAAAUAUUAACGAUAAAGAAUUUAUUAAUAUUUCAAAAUUUUUAGCUACAAAUAAUUUGAAUAAUCAAUCACAAUAAAUUCUACUACAAAUAAUAAAUAACAACAAAUAAUUAGAAUUAUACAGUAAAUUAAAUUAAUUUAAUAAAUUAGAAAAGAUUAACUUUCUUCAUUUUGAUUCAGUCCUUAAGAAUAAUUCGUAAAUUUAAAUGUCAAAAUUUGUUUAUCAAAAGGAAAUUUUUGAUCGCUAUCCUAAAAAAUUAAAUAUUAAAAUGAAAGAUUUUAAUAUUUCGUUGAUUUCAUAAGAAAAAAUAGAGAAAAAUGUAUCAGAAUGGUUAAAAAAUACAAUUAAUGAAGUGAACUAUAAGGGAUUGCUUCCUUAUUAUUUUAAUAUUAUUAAAAGAAGAGAAUCACCAGAAUUUUUAUUAGGUUUAAUUAACAAAGAUGUAAUUUAAAAUAAGGUUAACAAAAAAGAAACUUUAAAUUUUAAAUCUCUGUUUUAAUUACUUUACAACAAUUCAGAUAAAGAACUUUAAGUGAUGUUAUUAAAAUUACAUUCCCAGAAUCAUCCAGUUCCACUUCUGUAUCAAAAUCCAUAAUUAGAUUAGCCAACUUCAAUUUUAGAUUUUUAUGUAUUGAAUUCAAAUAUAUUUUACCUUUUAUCAAACGAUUUUACAAUAAUCAAUUUUUCAUUUAGUAAAAAAGUAAAUCAAUUCGGAAAAACUGAGUUAAUCAAUAUGAUAUUUUAUAAUGAUUAUUAAGAUCAAAAAUUUGAAAUUAGUGAUUUGUCUGAAAUUAAUAAUCAUUCUAUAGAUUGUUAAUUUGAUUUUUCAUUUAAUGGAACUAGAAACUAUUUAAUAGCUGAUGUACAUGGAUAAUUAGAGGAUUAAAUAUUUGAAAAUUUACUCCCUUUUUUUAAACUUUGGAUAAUCUAAAUGUAAACAGAAAAUGAAUUAGAAGAAAAUGUAAAAAAGUUAAUUGAAUUAUUAAAUAAAAAUAAAAAAUAAUUUGAUUUUAAGCCUUCAAUUAUUUUAAUCAUUCGAGAUUCAGAAAAAAAGGAAUUAAACCAAGAAAUAAUUAAUAUCCUAAAAUAAAAUGAUAUUAAUCACUAUAUUUAUCAGAUUCCUAAUCUUCAUCUAUAAGAGAAUAGAGCUAUUGAAAAAGAUGAAAGAACCAAAAUUAAAGAAUACAUUUUAAAAGUUAUAGACAAUCUUAAUUAAAAUAUUAAUGAAGACAAAUUACAAGCCUCUUUUUUAAAAAUAUGUAAAGCUUUUAAUUAGAAUUUAGAUUAAAAUCAAGUUAUAUUUAAAAAUAUUUUAACUGAAUUAGAAAGAAUAAAAUAAUAAUCUGAUGGAUUUUUUUCUUAUGAAGCAUUUCCUUUAAGAAAUCUAGCUUGGCGAAUGAAGUCAUGCAAAAAGUAAAGAUAGGAAUUGAAUUAUAAAAUUUUUUAAUAUGAAUAAGAAUUAGAAAAAAAAAAAAAAGCCAUUAAAGAUCUUAAAAAUGAUAAAACUGUUGAUUAAUCAAAUUAAAUUAAAUAAAAAGAUUAAGAAGGAAAAGAAAUUGAUAACAAAAUAUAAAAAUCAUAAUAAGAAUUAAAUUAAAUAUCAGAUUAAAUUGAAAAAAUUGAAAAUUCAUAAAGGUCUCGCAAUUUUGGAGAAUCAUAAUUAAUUAAAUAAUUUACUGAUAUUUUUAGAUAAGACAAUUUCUAUGUUAUUUAUUUAAGAAUUGUUGAGUUGAUUGCUAAGUUUAACUAAAAAAACCUUAAUAUUUUAAACUCUGCUAAAGAAGAAUUAAAAUAGCAGCUUAAAUCUAAUAAAUUAGAAUCAGAAAAAGAUAAUCUAAAAAAUUAAUUGAAAGAUUUAGAAAUAAAAUUUUCUGCUUAAAAUAUCAGUAUAGAAGUGUUUUGGAGGGAAAUAAUUAAAGGAAACAGCUCCCUUAUGAGUAAUCCAGUAAAAAUAGUUGGUGAAUUGAUAUAAAAAGGAGAAUCAUUUGAAUUUUUAAGUGGAGAUGAUCUAACAAUUGAAAUAGACUUCUUAAAAUAAUUAAAAGAAUAGCUAUUUACUAAUUAUUAAAAUAAAAUUUUAAUCUUAAGUGUUUUAGGACCUUAAAGUUCUGGAAAGUCAACUUUAUUAAAUAGAAUUUUUGGAUGUCAUUUUUUAACUAGUAUGGGAAGAUGUACAAAAGGAUUAUAUCUAUAAUUAAUAAAAAUUUCUAAUAAAGAAUAAUUUGGUUCUGGUUUAUUUGAUUAUGUUUUAUUAUUAGAUUCUGAAGGACUUUAAAAUCCUAAUUAAUAAGAUCAGGAAUUUGAUAAAAAAUUAUCACUUUUCAUAAUUUCAAUAAGUGAUAUUCUUAUAUUCAAUGUUAAAGGCGAAAUUAAUUCAUCUUUUCAUAAUUUAAUUGAAAUGUGUUUUUAUACACUUGCUAAAUUUUCCAAAUUAAAAUUUAUAAAAUAAUUUGCUUGGUGUUUCAAUCAAAAUAGUUAGACUAAUGAAGAUCAAAAGUAUGAGUUAUUAAAACAAAUUGAAGACAUUGGUGUUAAAUUAAAUUCAGAAUUGAAAGAAUCAGAACAGAAUGUUGAUUAUAAUUAAUAUUUAGAUAUAACUAAAGAGAAUAUUUAUUUAUUAGGAAUUGCGAGUCAUUCAAAAUAAUGGUAAAAAUAUCACUAAGAAUAAUAGAAAUCAUAAAAAAAUCCCUCUCAAGAAAUUAAAUAAGAAAUUAAUCAAUAAGAUUAUUCAGAAAAUGCCUUAUCUUUUGGAAUUGAAAUCAUUAAAAAGUUUAUAAAGAAGUAUAAAUCAACAAAUGAAUUAAAUGAUGAAAUUUUGGCUUGGAAUGCUUUUAUUACUAAAGUUGAAAAUUAAUGGGAAAUAGUUUCAAAACUCCCUGAUUUAGUGGAGUUUUCAGAUUUAAAACAGUAAAAAGAUUAUGAAACAAUAAACAGUAUAGCAAAAAGAAAUAUGUACAAUGCAAAUAAAUAAUUAUAAGAUUUUGAUAAAAUCAUUUAAUAGAUAGAAGCUGAAAGCUAGUUAUAUAAUUCUUUAGAAUAAUAUGAUAAAUUAUAAGAUCAAAUUUAAGAAAUUUUUUUAUUAUCGUGUAAGAUUAAAAAAGAGGAGAUAUUAAACAACUUAAAAAAAGAAUAUUCUUAUUAAAUAAUUUCAAAAGUAAUAAGAGAAAAAGUAGAAGGCAAUAUAGAGUAAGUAUAUUAAGCUAUCUCCUUGGAAGGGUUAUUAAUAAUUUUAUAAAAGAUUCAUUAAUAAAAAAGAUAGUUUUAAUAUAGUCUUGUUCAAGCAGAAAUUUAAAAAAAAGUAAAGGAAAUAUUAAAUGAUAAUAGCCUAUUCUUGUUGCUUAAAAAUAAUGAAACUUAAAAACAGAAAUAUUUUAUCGAACUUUGGAAUGAUUAGGUUUAAUCAUCAAAUCAGGAGAUUGAAAAUCUACAUAAAGAAUUUUAAAAAAAAUUAUUUAAUUGUUUUUAAAGGUACUAGCAGUAAUAUUAUUAUAAAAUACAUGAUUUCGAAAAUUAAUUUGACAUUUUUUUAAACUAAAUCAAUAAAUGUGACCCAAAUGCUAAUAAGUAAAAUGAAAUACCUUAAAUUUGUCAAAUGUUUUUAAAAGAUUUUUAAAAGUAGCCUUUUCAUCCUUUGAGUAAAUAGAGUAAAUAAGAAUUGAAUGAAAUCUUUGAUUAAGAUAUUUUAAAAAGACUUGAUUAAAUGCCAAAAUCUUCUUUUAUUAAUCCUUGGAAAUACUUGUAAUAGAAAACAAUAUAUUCAGUUUUAGAAAAUAACCAAAUCGUAUUUGAAGUCAAAAAUAAUUUAAAAAAGAUUUUUACAGAUUUUAUGAAUGAAAACAUAGGGUUGUAAUCUAAUAAGCAACAAAUUAGAGAUUUAUUUUCGAUUUUGAAAUAAUUGGAUCUUAAUUUUAAUGAAUAAAUUUUGGAUUAUCUUCUUAGUGAUGAUGGUUUAAGAUAAAUGUUUCACUCAAAACCUUUAUAAUCCCCUAUGGUUGAACAAAAAAUUAAUUAUAAACCUAUGAUAAAUGAAAACAUAUAAUUCUCAACAUAUAUUGCUAAUAAUUAUUUAAUUCCACAUAGAUCACCUCAUUUUUUAGUUUAACCGAAUGAUCCCAAUCAAAAUAAUAAUAAUUAAAUUUAAAAACCCACUUAAAACAUAUAAUAAUUGAACGAUUCCAAUCAAAAUAAUAAUAAUUACAUUUAAAAACCAACUUAAAACAUAUAAUAAUUGAAUGAUUCCAAUCAAAAUAAUAAUAAUUAAAUGUUAACACUAGCGUAAAAAAACAAUUAAUAAUUAAAUAAUAUCAAUCAAAAUUAUAAUAAUUAAAUUAAAAACCCCUUUGGAACAAUUUAAUUAUAAAAUAAUUUCAAUCAAAAUAAUAAUAAUUAAGAUUUAAGACACACUCAAAAUAAUAAUAAUUACAUUUAAAAACCCACUUAAAAUAUUUAAUAAUUGAAUGAUUACAAUCAAAAUAAUAAUAAUUACAUUUAAAAACCAACUUAAAACAUAUAAUAAUUGAAUGAUUCCAAUCAAAAUAAUAAUAAUUAAAUGUUAACACUAGCGUAAAAAAACAAUUAAUAAUUAAAUAAUAUCAAUCAAAAUUAUAAUAAUUAAAUUAAAAACCCCUUUGGAACAAUUUAAUUAUAAAAUAAUUUCAAUCAAAAUAAUAAUAAUUAAGAUUUAAGACACACUCAAAAUAAUAAUAAUUACAUUUAAAAACCCACUUAAAAUAUUUAAUAAUUGAAUGAUUACAAUCAAAAUAAUAAUAAUUACAUUUAAAAACCAACUUAAAACAUAUAAUAAUUGAAUGAUUCCAAUCAAAAUAAUAAUAAUUAAAUGUUAACACUAGCGUAAAAAAACAAUUAAUAAUUAAAUAAUAUCAAUCAAAAUUAUAAUAAUUAAAUUAAAAACCCCUUUGGAACAAUUUAAUUAUAAAAUAAUUUCAAUCAAAAUAAUAAUAAUUAAGAUUUAAGACACACUCAAAAUAAUAAUAAUUACAUUUAAAAACCCACUUAAAAUAUUUAAUAAUUGAAUGAUUACAAUCAAAAUAAUAAUAAUUACAUUUAAAAACCAACUUAAAACAUAUAAUAAUUGAAUGAUUCCAAUCAAAAUAAUAAUAAUUAAAUGUUAACACUAGCGUAAAAAAACAAUUAAUAAUUAAAUAAUAUCAAUCAAAAUUAUAAUAAUUAAAUUAAAAACCCCUUUGGAACAAUUUAAUUAUAAAAUAAUUUCAAUCAAAAUAAUAAUAAUUAAGAUUUAAGACACACUCAAAAUAAUAAUAAUUACAUUUAAAAACCCACUUAAAAUAUUUAAUAAUUGAAUGAUUCCAAUCAAAAUAAUAAUAAUUACAUUUAAAAACCAACUUAAAACAUAUAAUAAUUGAAUGAUUCCAAUCAAAAUAAUAAUAAUUAAAUGUUAAGACUCACCUAAAAAAACAAUUAAUAAUUAAAUAAUAUCAAUCAAAAUAAUAAUGAUUAAAUUUAAAAACCCAUUCGAACAAUUUAAUAAUAAAAUAAUUUCAAUCAAAAUAAUAAUUAUUUCAAUUAAUUUUCCACUCAAAACAUUUAAUAAUCAUAAAUCAAUUCCUAAUAAUAAAAAAAUUAAAAAUCUUAAAAUUAUACAAUAGAUGAUCUAAUAGAAUCAAUAUAAAUAUCAAAAACAAAAUUAUUGAAUCCUCCAAGCGUUUAUUAAUGGAAUUACAUAUAAAAGUUUUUUCCUAAAUUAAGAUAAUAAUAAUUAGAUUAAAGCUGUAUGCAUGAUAACAAUAAAACAAAAUAUUAUGUUCUUUCGGAAGAGAAAUAGAUCAAAUAUAAAUAAAUAGAUAAUAAUUCUAAGUAUUAAAAUUUUUUUUGUUAUAUUAUUGAAUAAAAAACAAAUUAAAUGAAUACAGAAGAUUUUAAUUAAAAAUUUCCAGAGCUUUUUAUAGAGAUAAUGAAUGAAAAUAAUGGAUGGAAUGAAUUAUGUUCAAAGAUAUAUAAUAUAGUCUAAGAAAAAUUUGAAAAAUAAUAAUCAUUGGGAAGACCUUAAUAAAAUUGCUCAAAUGUUUUUUAAAUUAUAUAAAAAGAUGAAGAUAUGACAUAAUACAAUCAACAAUUUAUUUAACCAAUAUACAAUAAUGUUGAAAAUUAUUUAGAAACAAUUAAUAAGUAAUUAGCCUUCUUUGGUGUUGAAUUUAAUCCAUUGCUUAUUCGCAUGCUGAAAUUUAAUACAUUUGUUAUUAUUUGGAGAUUUAUAUGCUAUGAUAAAUAUAAAAUGUAUAUUAAAGAGCAAGAAACUAUAUAAACAAAAAAGGGCAUAAUGGAAAAAAGAUUUAAUGAGGGAAUAUAAUAAAAUAAAAUAUAAUAAAUCAAAACAUUAGCAUAGGAAUAAGCUGAAUUGUUAUAAUAGAAAAUUACAUCAUAAUUUUACAAUGAAAAUAAAAUAAGUGUAAAGAGUAGAAUUAAUGAACAUUAAAAGACUUCAUAUUAGCUAAUUAAAUAAUUAGAUUAGUAAUUACUGAUUGGUAGUCAAAAUAAUUAACUUAAUGGGGACGAAGGAAUAAAAGAAAUAACUAUGUAUCUUUCUGAUUAAAAAAAAUAUAUUGAAAAAUAUGUUGAAAAGUUUAUUAAUCAGCUUUAAUAAAAUAUUGAAAAAGAAUUUUUAGUUUAAAAUUAUGUGUAAAGCUGUUUGACAUAAAUUCAGUAAAAUUGUUCCCUUUUACUAGAAAGUGUUGCAUCAAUAUCUAGCAAGAAAGAGUUUAAUAAUUAAGAUUAUUUCUAUGGUUAUGAUGAUAUGGAUUAAAAUAAAACAGAAACACUAUCAUUAGAUACAAUUUUAUAAUUUGUUUUAGGAAAAGAUGUAGGGGAAUUAGGAUAAUUUAAAUAUAAUUGGAUAUUUCAAAACAAUACAAAGACUUAAUCAAUUAAUUUGGAAAUCUCAAAUAAGGAAAAUAUUUCAAUCUAUUUAUUAGAAUAAUUUUUGAUAGAAUUCAGAAAUUAAAUAUCAAGUUUCAAUAAAUAAUGUCAAGAACUAAAAACUUCAAUUGAUCAGUUUUAAUUAAAAGGACAAUUCUUAGAUUUAUAAAAUACUAUGAAUGGUUGUGAUAAAUCAUGUCCAAUGUGUAAUAGAAAAUGUGAUUAUGAACAUUAUCAAGAAAGGAAUCAUAAGCACAAAUGCUCAAAUGGUCAUCAAUUGAGAGGUAUAUAGUUUAUUUAAUCAUAGGAAUGAAUGGAGUAUUAAUUCGAUCAUCUCCAUCUCUUUAUACUUGUGAGGAAAUUCUUGAUGAAACAGAAAUUUAAAUUUAAGAAACUAGUAAACUUAAAACUUGGAGAGAAAUAAAAUAAAUUUAUAAAGAUUGGAGUUUUAAGGAUAUUUUAUCAUCAGAAAAGCUCUUAGAAAAUAAAUAAAAAUUCAUAGAAAUUUGGAAUGGAGGAAUAGGUUAAUUGAUUUGUCUUAAAUUAUCAAAAGAGUUAAAAAAAGAAAUCUUAUUUUUAAAAAAACAUGACCUUCCCAUGCAUUUGUAACAUUGCUCAAUCCACUACAUAUUCAUCUUAGAUUAUAGUGGAUCUAUGAUAAAUAAUUGGCAUUUUGUAAUUGAAUGCGUUAAAUCAUAAUUCUAAUAAAUAAGUUAAAAAUAGAACGCUAGAGUAAGUGUGAUACUAUUUAACAGUGAGGCCAAUAUAGUUAUCAAUUGUUAAGAAUUAAAUAUUGAAGAAUAAUUAAAAUUACUUAUUUACAAAGGAGGCUGUACUAAUUUUGACCCAGCUCUGAUUUCUGCAUUAAAGUUAAUAAAAUCUAAUUCAGAAUUUACUUAGUAAUAGAAAUAUUAAAUAUUAUAGCUCAGUAAUUCUCUUUUACACUGAUGGAUUAGCUGAAUAUCCUUAGAAAGCAAUUGAAUAGUUCAGCACACUUUCAAAUAGAAUUUUAGAUACCAUUUACUUUUUGGCUUGUUCUUAACCUGAUAAUUCUGUAUCACUAGAAAAAAUCAUAAAAUAUUUUAAAAGCUACUGUGUAUAUGCUGAAUGGAGGGAAAAUAUUCAGCCAGCUAACCUAAAUAAAAAUUGGACAGAAAUGAUUUCUGAAACCCAUUUUUCAAAAUAUAAAGCAUGA